Molecule: messenger RNA, 552 nt
Organism: Penicillium macrosclerotiorum
Lineage: Eukaryota; Fungi; Ascomycota; Eurotiomycetes; Eurotiales; Aspergillaceae
Product: copper transporter family protein
Exons: 2
Coding region: 1-552 (183 amino acids)
Biological process (GO): copper ion transmembrane transport
Cellular component (GO): membrane
Molecular function (GO): copper ion transmembrane transporter activity
Source: RefSeq, a predicted model, not a curated record
AUGCAAGGCAUGGACAUGAGCUCGAGCAGCAACAGCACUGCUGAAUGCCAAAUUUCGAUGCUCUUCAACUGGCAUACUAUCGAUGCCUGUUUUCUCUCGUCCGGGUGGCACAUCAAGAAUAAUGGCAUGUUUGCCGCAACGUGUAUUGGAGUCAUUUUACUCGUGAUCCUGGUCGAGGGGUUCCGACGACUGGGCAAGGAAUAUGAUCUCUUCCUGGCCCGCCAAUUCCAGCGCCAAGCCGCCGCGCGGAGCACCACCGCUGCCAAGAACCGCGAUCGGGCGGGUGAGCGAGAAGCUCUGUGCCAGACGGUUCUCUUCAGAGUAACGCCCUUGCAACAAUUGGUUCGAGCAGUGAUUCAUGCAGUUACAUUUGGGGGUGCAUAUAUCAUCAUGUUGUUGGCAAUGUAUUUCAAUGUGUAUGUCAUCAUCUGCAUUUUCAUUGGUGCUGGAUUAGGGAAGUUUCUGUGUGACUGGAUGGUAGUUCGAGUCGACUUAGAAACCGUUCAGGGAGACUUGAAAGGAGUAGAAGAGACUACUAUCUGCUGCGGUUAA